Molecule: messenger RNA, 414 nt
Organism: Dovyalis caffra
Lineage: Eukaryota; Viridiplantae; Streptophyta; Magnoliopsida; Malpighiales; Salicaceae
Source: the annotation of a GenBank genome assembly
AUGAAUUACUUAGUUGGAGCUUUUAAACCACCAUGCAAUGUUUCUAUCAAUUUUGCUGAUGGAAGGACACGCAAGCAGUAUAAGGUUCCAUUAAAGAAGGAAAAUGGCCAAACGGUCAUGGUUCCUCUCUUCCAAAGUCAAGAAAACAUUGUCGGGGAGGUUGUCAUAGAACCAGUUCAAGGGAAGAAGGUUGAGCACAAUGGUGUUAAAAUUGAGCUGCUCGGUCAAAUAGUGCGUGAACUUGAUGUACCUGGAGAAUUAUAUGAAAGAAAGACAUAUCCCUUUGAAUUUUCUACUGUGGAAAUGCCAUAUGAGUCCUACAAUGGAGUGAACGUAUAUAUUGAGAGUGACAAUCAGUCGGAGCUAUGUCAGCAACAUUGUCGAGCACCAGGAUUUUGUGGUAAUAAUGAAUGA